Messenger RNA from Eruca vesicaria subsp. sativa (arugula), 186 nucleotides. The record is from the annotation of a GenBank genome assembly. Lineage: Eukaryota; Viridiplantae; Streptophyta; Magnoliopsida; Brassicales; Brassicaceae.
AUGGUGUUGUAUGGUUCAUACCCAGGGGGUGAUGAUAACAAUCUCGGAGAUGAUAUGCAUGGAGCUGGGGCUGUUUCAUCUAAACCGUCCAAUGAGGUGUCUAAAGUAGCCCCUGGUACCUUUGCUGGAUGGGUUCUUGUCGAGAUACAGAAGGAGCAACAUCCUCAAAAACUGUCAUGCCUGUGA